AUGGCUGAUGAAACUACGGAUGUUUCAAACAGAGAACAGUUUGUGCUAGUUCUAAGACAUGUCGAUGAUGAUCUUAUAGCCCAUGAGUUGUUUUUUGGAUUGUAUAAAGUAGACUCCAUUGAUUCGGAUAUCCUAACAAAGAUAAUUGAAGACUGUCUUCUUCGUAUGAAUCUGUCUGUGAACAAUUGCCGUGGUCAGUGUUACGACGGAGCAAGCAAUAUGUCUGGUGCUAAGAACGGUGUCGCAAAGAAAAUCAGUGACAAAGAACAAACAGCAGUUUACACACACUGCUAUGGACAUGCUUUAAAUUUAGCUGUUGGAGAUACUGUUAAACGGUCCAAAAUCAUGCGCGACGCUUUGGAUACAACGUAUGAAAUGUCAAAGCUUGUGAAAUUUUCGCCAAAACGGGAUAGUUUGUUUGAAAGAUUGAAACAGGAGCUUGCUCCUGAAACACCGGGGUUCAGAACAUUGUGUCCGACGCGUUGGACUGUAAGGGCAAACAACCUGCAAAGUGUUGUGGAUAAUUAUGAAGUGCUGCAGGAUCUUUUGGGGGAAUCUUAUUCAUCAGUAAAGGAAACUGAUACGGGAGCUAGGAAUAAAGGUGUAGACGCGCAGAUGAAAUCUUUUGACUUUCUGUUUGGUGUUAUGCUAGGACAGUCAGUUUUGGCUCACACGGACAAUUUAAGUAAAGCGCUACAGCAUCAAGAUCUCUGA
Molecule: messenger RNA, 714 nt
Organism: Mercenaria mercenaria
Lineage: Eukaryota; Metazoa; Mollusca; Bivalvia; Venerida; Veneridae
Product: zinc finger MYM-type protein 1-like
Exons: 1
Coding region: 1-714 (237 amino acids)
Source: RefSeq, a predicted model, not a curated record